Thelazia callipaeda (thelaziosis nematode) is the source of this 234-nucleotide messenger RNA. The record is from the annotation of a GenBank genome assembly. Lineage: Eukaryota; Metazoa; Nematoda; Chromadorea; Rhabditida; Thelaziidae.
AUGCUUUGUAGCCCAUCCACUGCUGCUGCUCCGCAAGCUCCGAAUCAUGUAACCGGCUUCAGGAGUUCCACUGUCUAUCAAGUUAUCGAGAAGAACUCCUUAAAGCCAGGAAGCACUAACGAAACCAUUAAUUGCCACAUUUUAUCUUAUCGAUGUGGCUUCCUGUACCCAUACAUCACUCAAACAUGGCGAAUCCGUAUGGGAAGCAGCAAAAUUUCAUGUCAUGCGACAUGA